This is a messenger RNA of Heterobilharzia americana, 1713 nucleotides long. The record is from the annotation of a GenBank genome assembly. NCBI's taxonomy places the organism in Eukaryota, Metazoa, Platyhelminthes, Trematoda, Strigeidida, Schistosomatidae.
AUGGGGGCGAUGCGUCGCAACUUCAGUCUUCCUCCCGAGAGAAAAAGUCGCAGGACAGCAAUUGCACCUUCUAAAACAAGGGCACCAUCUUUUGGUGGACAAGAACAAAGACCUGUCCAGCGUGAGGUUAAAUCCAAAACGAAAUUUGGGAACAUGAUAGGAAAUUUGAUCCAAUUUUUAGAAACUACGGAUUAUUCAAACUCUUUGUCCACAAAAUUCCUGAGUUCACCUAAUUCUAAGGAGAUAUUUUCAAUAUUUGAACACCUUGUUAGACAAAUCGAUUCUACCUUCCGUAUAGAAUUCGAUGGAACAAAAGCAGAGGAAGUGUGUAUAAACACCCUUAAGAUGUUAGGUUAUCCUCAUAUUCUUAGCAAACAUCAUUUAUCAGCACCUGGUGCUCCUCAGGCCUGGAAUUCCGUUCUGACCGCAUUCGAUUGGUUAAGGGAAGAAAUUGAGGUGCCGAUAAUUUUAUUGAAUUUUCAGUGUUCACUUACGAUGAUGAGCAGGAUACUAAAAAGAUGUGAAGGCUCCGAUAUAACCGCAUGUGAACUGGAGGAUUAUAACUCUCGUAUUAACAAAGCACUGUGCGUUCCAAGCGAGGAAGAUAUAAAGAUGUUGCACAACCGAUUGGACGAAGUGAAUAAACAAAUGAAUGCUUUAAAUAAUAUGGAAGACGAGGAAAACUCGUUAAGGGCACAAUUGGUUGAGUUAGAAUCCAAUAUAAGGUCACUGGAUAUGAACCUAUGCACCUUUGAGUCUGGGAUACAUACUGUUAAGUCUUCAGAUGAAGAAUUAACAGAGGAUCUAAACGAACUGAACAAGGAGGUAAAGAAAUUGGAAGGUAAUCUGGCAACCGUACGGGGAGUAUUGAAGGAACAAGAAGAUGCUGGGUAUGGACGGUUAGCUCAAGAAUUUCUCAUGCUUCGUGAACGUUUAAAUGCCAGAAUGCAUGCUAAAGAAGAGCUGUCAAAACAAGUGGAACAAAAAGAAUUAGAUUACACCCGGCGUGAGGGGAUAAUCGCUCCAACUUUGGAUGCUUACAAUCGUCUUGUUGGAUCUUUAAGGGUACAUGAGUUUUCAGCAAUUGCUAAAAGCUGUAAUUUGGAAGUAUGCACAUAUCGUAAAGGAUUCGAUAUUUCUAAACAGAUACCACUGUUAGUAAAAAAUGUCAAAGCUUGUGUAGAACAAUUUACUGUGGCCGUGUUUAAUAACGAAGAAGUAGUUCAAGAACUAACUGAACGUAUCAAAAAGCUUCAAUCAUUAAUUGACUGUUCAGAACUACCUGGGGUACAAGCUAGACUGAUAGAAGUCAAAACAGAAUUUAGUAAACUAGAUGAAUUGUUGACAGAAGAGGAUGAUGCACAUACAAAGGCAGAAGAGGAGUAUGCGAAAGUAUGUGCCCAAAGAAUUGAAGAGUUAGAAGAUUUAAAGAAACAGCUGAUUCAGGAGGAACAACGUCAAACAGAGCUUAAUGAAAGACUUGGCAUAAUUGUUCAAAACAGAAUGAAAUUGAGUUCACAUGUUGAGAAUGUUAGUCAACAAUUGUCUUCAUUCAUUCCUUACAUCGAAUCGUACUUUAAGACAAAGGAAUCUGCUGAUCGAACCUGGCAAAUGCAUGUGAAUUUGUUACGUGAGGAAAUACAGUCAACUGCUCGACGAAUUGAAAAUAAAGUUCAAAAAGCAUUAGAGCAAUAUGCUGAAUGUAAACAGUAG